Molecule: messenger RNA, 3618 nt
Organism: Drosophila grimshawi
Lineage: Eukaryota; Metazoa; Arthropoda; Insecta; Diptera; Drosophilidae
Product: phospholipid-transporting ATPase IF
Exons: 7
Coding region: 250-3456 (1068 amino acids)
Biological process (GO): phospholipid translocation
Cellular component (GO): plasma membrane; trans-Golgi network; endoplasmic reticulum
Molecular function (GO): ATP binding; ATP hydrolysis activity; magnesium ion binding
Source: RefSeq, a predicted model, not a curated record
AUUCAAAAAGACCUAUUUCUUGUGAUCAGGAUUAACAGUGUUUGUGGGGGUUAGUGGGGGUUCCUAUCACAAAGAUUCGAAAAUAACAUUAACAAUCUCGUUUCGAUAAUACACGAAUAAUGUUUGCCCAGUUUCAGUCGGAAUUUAGCAUGGCAAGAUAACACUCCUGUGCUAGCAAUAAUCCAUUAAAUUCAGAGUUCAACGUAUACUCAAUAAAGGUUAAGGAAGGUGAACGAAUUAGUUUCCAUAAUGGCGAAGUCUAGUAAUAAAGAGAAGAAGCCAUUACGGAUAUCCAUUGGCAAUGUCAAUCCGCGAAAGAACUUGCCACUUAACCGAGUGACAACCACCAAAUACACCUGGCUUACUUUUAUCCCAUUGAAUUUUUACGAGCAAUUCCGAAGAGCCGUCUACUUUUACUUCCUCAUUAUCACCAUUAUAUCGUUUUUCGUUAAUAUUACUCUAUCUCCUUUGGUAUCACUCCUGCCCCUGUUGUUCGUGAUGAUCGUAACGGCACUUAAGGAAGGUCUGGAGGACUAUGCUCGAUCGAAAAAUGAUAAAAUUGUUAAUAAAUCUCAAGUGACUGUUAUACGCAAUGGCAAUGAAGAACACAUCAAUUCGGAAUUUAUUGUGCCGGGCGAUAUUGUGGUGGUGACUAGUGCCAGUGAUGUAACAUGCGAUUUGUUAUUGCUUCACACAUCUGGAGCAGAAAAGAUGUGCUUUGUCAAUACAGCUAACUUGGAUGGCGAGACGAAUCUGAAAGCGAUCCAUAUUCCACACAACUUUACAUACGAUAUUAAUGGACAGAAUCUGGACAAGGCUUGCAUUAUUUGCGAACCAUCGACAUCUGAUCUUUAUCGAUUUAAUGGACGCAUUGAAUUCGAAACGACAGUGGGAAUCGAAAGCAAUCCUGGACCAAUACCGCUAGAAAUCGAUAACCUCUUAUUGCGUGGUGUACGAAUCAAGGGCCAGGGCCGGGUCCUGGGCUGUGCCGUUUACACGGGCAUGUCGACAAAGCUGCAACUGAACAGCCGUUAUACGGGCAACAAGUCAGCAUCCAGCGAGAAAUACAUUAAUAAAUUUAUUAUAGCGCUCAUUGUGGGAAUGGUAGCUGUUGUGCUUAUACUCUAUAUGAUCGAACGGCAGAAAGCGGCUAAGGUUUAUCCGUCUAUGUACUACUUGGGACCACCAAUUGACUACAACAAAAUUUUGCAAAUAUUUGAGGACUUUCUAUCGUUUCUUAUUUUGUUUAACUAUAUGGUGCCGAUUUCGAUGUAUAUGAAUAUUGAGUUAUAUCGGGUUUUCGGCGCCCUCUUUAUGAAAUCCGAUCUAGAACUAUACGAUGAGAAGACCGAUCAGCCCUGUGCAGUAAAUGCAUCUAACUUGAAUGAAGACUUGGGCCAAAUUAAUAUACUGUUCUCGGACAAAACAGGCACUUUAACCAAAAACCAAAUGAUAUUUGUUAAGUGCUUCACUGCUGGCAAAAACUAUCAUUUACAGAACAUUCAAUUGUAUUGUCCCGAUGAUAAUGAAACCUAUGAACUGGGCAUGAUGAAUAACGAGACUAUGGACUUUUUUGUGGCAUUGGCUCUGUGCCACACCGUAGAUAUUUUGGAUAGUUGCGAUGAAAAAUCCGGAGAAACCCUACCUGAGCUCGAAAACCUAAUACCAAGUGAAAUUAUUAGUAGAUACCAAGCAUCUAGCCCCGAUGAGAAAGCCAUACUGGAAGGCUGCGCCAAAUUGGGUUUGAUUUUCAAAGACAUUACCGAUGAUCAGAUUCGACUAGGUCGUAUCUUUAGUGGCACGAAUGCCAGCGAUUUGCAAUUUGAACGCCUACACGUGCUCGAGUUUAGCUCGGAGAGAAAACGAAUGAGCGUUAUCAUACGGGAUGAGAGCGGUGUGAUCUGGCUUUACAUCAAAGGUGCCGAAUCUUCGAUUCUACCGCGCUGUAAUCCAACUUCGCUAAUUGCUCAAACGGAUGAGCAAAUCACUAAAUAUGCCAAGGAGGGUCUUCGUACCCUAGCGGUAGCCAGGCGAACUCUCACCGAAAGCGAAUAUGACGCAUUUGUUGCAUCCUGCGAUAAUAUCAAUAUUCAACUAAACAAUCGACAAGAACUUCUUGCAGAAUGUUACCAGAGCAUUGAAGUAGGACUUGAUCUGCUGGGUGCUACGGCAUUAGAGGAUACCCUAGAGGAUGAAGUUGAUGACACAUUGACUGCAUUGCAGGAAGCUGGCCUAAAAAUAUGGGUACUAACGGGCGACAAGGUGGAAACGGCUUUUUCCAUUGGCAUGGCAUGCAAACACAUACCACAAGUGGCUGAAGUACACUUUCUUAUUGGCAUAACCGAUCCGUCAGAGCUGGAAAAGCGAUUGAGUCAGCUUGAACUUGGCAUCGCUUCGGCAACGUCUAAACCCACUUGUCUGGUAAUCGAUGGAACAACUGUGUCUGCACUUUUAUCGCACUUGCCAGAGCAAUUCACUGAAGUGGCACUAAAAUGCCAGGCUGUGCUCUGCUGUCGCCUGAGUCCACUUCAGAAAAGCGAAAUAGUCAUGCGUAUUAAGAAGACAGGCAAACAUAUCACAGCAGCCAUUGGUGAUGGUGCCAAUGAUGUGUCCAUGAUCCAAGAGGCCCACAUUGGCAUUGGCAUAUACGGUGUGGAGGGCAAACAGGCAGCCCGAAGUGCUGACUACGCAAUUGCCAAAUUUAAAAUGCUUCAGCGCUUAUUACUGGUACAUGGUCAUUACAAUACGGAGCGACUGGCAUUUAUGGUGCUUUUCUACUGCUAUAAAAAUAUUAUUAUCACUGGUUGUAUGGCGCUAUUUCAAGUAUAUGACUUGUAUUCGGCUACUUCUGUGUAUAAUGAAUUGUUCCUAUGGCUAUUCGAUAUUAUUUACAUAUCCGUUAGUUUCACGUAUUUGGCCAUGUCCGACAAACACUAUAACGAAAAGACAUUGUUACGAUUCCCAACACUCUACAAGGGAAUUUCCCACAACCAGCUAACCUCUUGGAAAAUAUUCACGGUAUGGAUUAUUAAUGGCGCCCUUCAGUGUUUCACUAUCUUUUACUUUGCGUAUGCAGUUUUAAAUGACAAUAAUGUUGUCUUUAACAACGGGCAAACUGCCGACUUUUCAACAUUUGGAACUAUGCUUAUAAUGGUACUCGUUAUUGUGGGCAACUUAAAGAUCGUUCUGGUUUCACACUACAUGAGCUAUCUGAACUUUGUAUUUAUUGUUGCAUCAAUAUUUGCAUUUAUCUUAAGCACAUAUCUCUACAAUUUAUACACUGGCAGCAGUCUUUAUCACGUCUACAGCAUGUUUUUAAGUUCACUUCCCAUAUGGCUUUAUAUUAUUAUUUGUACGGUAACAUGCUUGCUGCCCGAUUUUCUUAUGAAGGCUGUAUACGAUAUGUUUUUAGAUCCGCCAAAGUUGAAAGUUGAAAAGCUGAAAAGGGUAAUUUAAAUAAUAUAAAUAUCUGAAAGCAAAUCGUCAUUGAUAAUUUUACUCACAUAUCGUGUUUGGUACGUGAUCGAGAUUUAAAAAAUGUUUUUCGUAAUGUACAUUUUGAAUUUGGUGAUUUCCCUUAUAAAGAAACAAAGACAAAUUUGAGCAACCGUGCUGAAA